CCCUCCUCUUCUCUUUCUCUUUCUCUCACACUGUUUUCUUCUUCGUGGGAACUCCGCCCAAUAGCUAUACAAGGGUUUAGGGUUCUCUUCAUCCUCUUCGUCUUCGCUUCGCCUUCGCCUAGGUUGGGAGUUCCUCUGAGGCUGGUCCAAGGACGGGAAGUCCCUCCUCCGCUUUCUCCUCCUUGUGCUAGAUGCAACUUGUAGGGCAUUGUUGAAGAAAUGGAGCCAGAUCUUUCAUCUCCAGUUGUCUUGGAUGCAUCCAUUCGCAGAAUCAAGUUCAGCCUAGCUACUGCUGGAGAAAUUCAUCAAUACUCGAUAAAUGAUAGUCCAGUUUCUCAUCCGAGUCAACUUACAAAUCCUUUCCUUGGUUUGCCUCUGGAAUCUGGCAAAUGUGAAUCUUGUGGGACUGCUGAACAUGGCCAGUGUGAAGGUCAUUUUGGGUAUAUACCAUUGAUUACACCUAUAUAUCAUCCUUGCCACAUCACUGAAUUGAGAAAUAUACUAAGCUUGAUAUGUUUGAAGUGCAUGAGAGUGAAGAAAGGAAAGGUCAAAAAUAGCACUGGAAAAGAAAAAAUCUCUAAUACAUCAUGCUUCUAUUGUCGGGAUAUUCCACCAAUAUCAAUUACAGAAGUGAAGACAACAGAUGGUGCUUUUUGCUUGGAACUAAAAGUGCGAUCCAAAUCAAGGCUGCGAGAAGGCUUUUGGCAUUUCUUGGACAAAUUUGGUUUUCGGUACGGUGAUACCUUCUGUCGCCCAUUGCUUCCGUAUGAGGCUCUUAAAAUUUUGAAAGAGGUCCCAGAAGAAACCAGAAAAAGGUUGGCUGGAAAGGGUUUCUUUCCACAGGAGGGAUUCAUUCUUCAAUAUUUGCCUGUACCACCUAAUUGUCUGUAUGUGCCAGAAAUUUCUGAUGGGAAGAGCAUUAUGUCUUCAGACAUAUCCAUCCCCCUGCUUAAAAGAGUUCUUAACAAGAACGAACUCAUCAAGAGGUCAAGGUCUGGGGUCCCCAAUUUUGAGUCCCAUGAAGUUGAGUCCAAUGAUUUGCAGUCAUCAAUUGCACAAUAUAUGCAUCUUAGGGGUACCACCAAGGCACCGCAAAUCACUCAGAAUAAAUUUUCUGUUGGUUCUGAUCCUGAGUGCUCUGGAAAAAGAUGGCUUGAGAAGAUGAAAACACUGUUUAUAAGUAAGGGAUCAGGUUUUUCAUCUAGAAGUGUUAUUUGUGGUGAUCCAUAUAUAGCAGUUGGAGAAAUUGGUUUGCCAAUCGAAGUAGCCAAGAAGAUCACCUUUGAAGAAAGAGUCAACAAGUAUAAUAUAACACGUUUACAGCAAAUAGUUGAUAAUAGACUCUGCGUCACUUAUAGAGAUGGUUUAUCAACGUAUGCAAUUUCUGUGGGAUCAAAAGGGCAUACCAGUUUGAAGGUUGGCCAGAUUAUCAACCGUAGGAUCAUGGAUGGUGACAUUGUCUUUAUUAACAGACCUCCAAGCACUCAUAAGCAUUCGCUUCAAGCUUUUUCUGUUUUCAUACAUGAGGAUAAUACAGUAAAGAUCAAUCCGCUUGUUUGUGCUCCAUUCGGGGCAGAUUUUGAUGGUGAUUGUAUCCACAUAUUUUACCCUCAAUCUCUGGCUGCAAAAGCCGAAGUACAGGAGCUUUUUAGUGUGGAUAAACAGUUGUUGAGUUCACAUAGUGGUAAUCUGAACCUACCUCUAAUUCAGGAUUCAUUGUUAAGCUUGAAAUUGAUGUUUAAUAGAAUUUAUUUGAGAAAAUCCACUGCACAACAAUUAGCGAUGUUUGUUUCUUCAGUGCUUCCACCCCCUUCAUUACUUAAAGCUCAUAAUAAUGGUCCAUUUUGGACUGUUACUCAAAUACUGCAAUGUGCAUUGCCUUCUUGUUUUGACUCUUCUGGAAUGAGGCAUCUUAUCCGCAACAGUGAAAUUUUGGAAUUUGACUUUGAUAAAGAUUUACUGCAGACGGUGUUAGAAAGUAUCUUAAUAUCAAUUGUUGAUAAGAGUCCAAAGGAUGCUCUUUGUUUUCUAAAUCAUAUACAGCCCUUACUGAUGGAAACAUUGUCCUUGGAAGGGUAUUCUCUUGAUCUGAGGGAUUUUGAUGUUCCAAUGGAUGUGGUUAAAGAUCUUGAAAAGAGAGCUCAAGAAAUAUCCAAAGUGUUAGAUCAACUGAGGUGGACUUAUAAUGAGCUGGUGGACAAGCAAGUAGAAGAUCAUAUAAAAAUCAUUAAACUGCCAAUUGUCAACUUCAUUGGUAAAUCGUCUGCUUUAGGCCAAUUAGUUGACUCAAAAAGUGACUCUUCUAUCCAGAAAGUUGUUGAGCAGAUUGGUCUUUUAGGCGUCCAAAUUUCUGAUCGAGGGAAGCUGUACUCCAAGGGUUUGGUGGAAGACCUUUUUGUCCAUUUUGUGAAUAAAUACUCUGCUGAUAAAGCAGAUCAUCCUUCUGAAGCUUAUGGAUUAAUCAAAAGCUCAUUCUUUCGAGGUUUAAAUCCUUUUGAGGAGCUGGUCCAUUCUAUUGCUUCGAGAGAGGUUAUCGUUCGUUCAUCUCGGGGGCUAACUGAACCUGGAACGUUGUUUAAGAAUUUGAUGGCCAUUCUUCGUGAUGUAAUUGUCUGCUAUGAUGGAACUGUUCGUAAUAUCUGCAGUAAUUCUAUUGUCCAGUUUGACUAUGGAUUGAGUGAAGAGUUUUCAACCAUCUCACCUGCUGGUGAACCUGUUGGGGUCUUAGCUGCAACGGCAAUAUCCAAUCCAGCUUAUAAAGCGGUACUGGAUUCUUCUCGUAGCACGAACUCUUCGUGGGAAUUGAUGAAGGAGAUACUUUUAUGCAAAGCCAGUUUUAAGAAUGGAACCAUCGAUAGGCGGGUAAUCUUAUAUUUAAAUGACUGCCGCUGUGGGAAGAAAUUCUGCAAGGAAAAUGCGGCAUUUUCUGUGCAGAGUACUUUAAAAAGAGUAGCUUUGAAGGAUUGUGCAAUUGAAUUUUUAAUUGAAUAUCAGAAGCAUAUUGUUUUAGAUAACAACCCGGAACCAGUUUCAGGUCUUGUUGGCCAUAUUCAUCUUGAUCAGACACGGUUAAAUGUGCUUAGCCAAAGUCUCGAUGUGAUUCUUCGGAAGUGUCAGGAUGUUGUUUUUAGCUAUGCUAAGAAGAAAGGCCACCUUUCUCAUUAUUUCAGGAAAAUUUCCUUGUCAUCAAGUGAAUGUUGCAGUUUCCAGCAUACAAAUCAUGAGAACUUUUCUGAGUUCCCAUGUCUGCAGUUCUCCUACUGUGAUCCAAACCCAAACAGCUUACCCCUUGAAAAAGCAAUACAUGUUUUGGCCGAAGCCAUAUGUCCUAUUCUAUUGGAUACAAUCAUUAAAGGUGAUCCUCGAGUUCAUGUCGCUAACAUUGUCUGGAUUGGGCAUGACACAUAUUCAUGGGUCAAAAAUUCGAGGUCUACUUUAAAAGGUGAAUUGGCCAUAGAAGUAGUCAUUGAGCAAGAUGCUGCUCGGCGAAAUGGAGAUGCCUGGAGGAUUGUUUUAGAUGCUUGCUUGCCUGUAAUGCAUCUCAUAGACACUAGUCGUUCUAUACCGUAUGGCAUCCAACAAAUUGAAGAACUUCUUGGCAUAUCUUGUGCUUUUGACCAAUCAGUUCGGCGGCUAUCAACAUCAAUUAGGAUGGUUGCGAAAGGAGUGUUUAAAGAGCAUUUGAUUCUUGUUGCAAAUAACAUGACAUGCACAGGAAGUCUUAUUGGUUUCAGUACAGGUGGCUUUAAGGCACUAUUUCGCUCUUUGAAAGUGCAAGCCCCUUUUACUGAAGCCACAUUAUAUACCCCAAUGAAAUGUUUUGAAAGAGCAUCUGAGAAGCUUCACACUGACACACUCUCUAGCAUAGUGUCCUCAUGUUCAUGGGGUAGGCAUGUGGCACUUGGUACUGGUGCUUCUUUUGAUAUUAUAUGGGACAAACAUCAGGUGGUGGCUGACCGUGACUGUGGAGAGAAUGUUUAUGAUUUUCUGGAAAUGGUGAGGACAACUACUUGUGAGGAGGUUGGUGGCACAUUUUUUGGUGUGGAGGUUGACAACCUUGCUGAUCAAGAUGAAGGGGAUGAAUGUUUAUCUCCAGAGCCUGAUGGUGCCCUUGCACAACCUACCUUUGAUGACAUUUCAGAAUUGGAUCUAAACAAUGAAAGAGCUAGUAAAUCAAGCUGGGAUAAUGCUUCUGGUUCACUCUCUUGGGAUAAUUUAGGAGCCCAAAAACACACACAGAUUUCCAAUGAAUCUGAUGCUUGGGGAACUUGGCAAUCAAAAGAUGAUGGCAGGGCCUCAGCCAAAGAACCUGCAAAUGAAGCCUGGGUUUCCACCAAACAAUCACACUGGAUGCUGUGCAAGAUGGUUGUGGCUCAGUCAAAGAAUCCAUAUGGGAUGGUUCACAAGAUGGCCAUGGCCCAGCUAAAGAAUCUGCAGAGGAUGGCUGGGGUUCAACUAGAAAAAUCUGCACAAAAUAGCUGGGGCUCAGGCAAGGAAACCGCACAAGAUGGCUGGGGCUCAACUAAAAUAUCUGCAAUAGAUGACCGGGGCUCAGCCAAACAACCUGCUCAAGAUGGCAUUGGCUCAGCCGCAAAAUCUUCUCAAGAUGAUUGGGGUUCAGCCAAGAAACCUGUUCAAAAUGAGUGGGGUUCAGCCACAAAACCUCCUCAAGACAACUGGGGCUCCUCUAAAAAGCCCGCCCAAAAUGAUUGGGGCUCCUCCAAAAAGCCCGCCCAAAAUGACUGGGGCUCAUUAAAAAAACCUGCCCAAGACAACUGGGGUUCAAUGAAAAAAUCCGCCCAAAAGGAAUGGGGCUCAGUGAAAGAAUCCUCUCAAGAUGAAUGGGGCUCAAUUAAAAAACCCGCCCAAGAUGAAGGGGGCUCGUUUAAAAAAUCUGCUCAAGAUGACUGGGGUUCAGCAGAAAAUUCUUCUCAAGGUGAUUGGGGCUCAGCAAAAGACACUACUCAAGAUGAUUGGGGCUCAGUGAGAGUCUCCAGCAAAAAGCCUGCCCAAGGUAACUGGGACUCGGCCAAAAAACCUGCUCAAGAUGAUUUGGGCUCAGCCAAAGAACCUUCUGUUUACUCAUCACCUUCACAGGAUGGGUGGGUCACUGACAAAAAACCUGCCCAAGGUGACUGGGGUGCAGGGAAAAAUCCUGCUCAAGAUGACUGGGGCUCCGCAAAAGAGCCUUUAAAGGAUGGCUGGGUCACUGACAAAAAACCUGCCCAAGGUGACUGGGGCGCAGGGAAAAAUCCUGCUCAAGAUGACUGGGGCUCCGCAAAACAGCCUUCAAAGGAUGGCUGGGUCACUGAAAAAAAACCUGCCCAAGGUGACUGGGGCGCAGGGAAAAAUCCUGCUCAAGAUGACUGGGGCUCCGCAAAAGAACCUUCAAAGGAUGGCUGGGCGUCAGGUAAAGUACCUGCAAUGGAUAAUGCGCAAGAUGGAUGGGCCUCAGCCAAAGAAUCUGCACAAGAUGGCUGGGGUUCAGCUGGACAAAAUGGGCGGGGCUCACGAGCAAAAGUUGGUUGGGGUUCUUCGAAUGCCACUGAGCCUAAAAACCAAAAGAACCAUUCUACCAGGUUUGAUGAUCGAAAAGGUUGGAAUGCAAACAGGAGCUUCAAUUCCGCUGGGCGGCGACCUGAUUUUUUCACAUGUGAAGAGGAAAAGAUUCUUGUUGAGGUUGAGCCAACUAUGCAGAGGAUUCGAAAAAUUCUGCAUGACUCCAGUGAUGGUGGUCGACUUUCUGCUGAUGAUCAGAAAUUUGUUGUAGAGAAUGUUUUUGAGCACCACCCUGAGAAACAUGCUAAAGUUACUGAUGAAAUUGACUACAUGAUGGUUGAUAAGCACAAGAACUUUCAAGAUUCCAGGUGCUUAUAUGUAGUCUCUUCCGAUGGCUCCAGUACGGAUUUCUCCUACCUCAAGUGCAUGGAGAACUAUGUGAAGAUUCAGUUCCCAGAACAUGCUGAGUCCUUCAACAGAAAAUAUUUUAAAAGACGUCGUACUGAGCCUACAAAUCAGAGUGGACAGCAACAACAGCAGCAAUAGCAAGAACAGAGCAUUACUACCCCUUUUGGCAAUUGUACAUCAAUUUGUAUAUAGUUCCUUUCAUUUGCCAAAUGUGAUGUCUGGUUUGUAUGCUCAGUUGAAAAAAAUCGUCUGCAUGCCACCCUUUGCUUAAAUUUUGGUGGCCUGCUAUGUUGAUUUGCACCUUCUAUUUUGCUGAUGGCUGUCUUGGGAUGUAAUUUUCUUUUCUUUUUCUCCAUGAAAACAUGUUUGUUGCCCCUUGCCAUCACAAAAUGGUGGGUUAGAAUCCUAAUUUUAGGUUUAAAUGAUCUUCAGUUAUGUCUCAAUCACUCUUUUGUACCUAAUUGAUUGUGUUAUGCAUGCAUGGCUUAGUCAAGAGUUAAAACA
Messenger RNA from Dioscorea cayenensis subsp. rotundata (Guinea yam), 6411 nucleotides. RefSeq names its product DNA-directed RNA polymerase V subunit 1. The record is from RefSeq and is a predicted model, not a curated record. Gene Ontology annotation, biological process: DNA-templated transcription. Gene Ontology annotation, molecular function: DNA binding. Lineage: Eukaryota; Viridiplantae; Streptophyta; Magnoliopsida; Dioscoreales; Dioscoreaceae. Gene Ontology annotation, cellular component: RNA polymerase II, core complex.